AUGUCGUCUCACAAGUCAUUCCGCAUCAAACAAAAGCUGGCGAAGUACCAGAAAAUGAAUCGCCCAGUGCCACAGUGGGUGCGAAUGAAGACCGGAAAUCGAAUUCGAUAUAACGCGAAGAGGAGACACUGGCGUCGUACGAAACUCGGCCUUUGA
This is a messenger RNA of Soboliphyme baturini, 156 nucleotides long. The record is from the annotation of a GenBank genome assembly. Lineage: Eukaryota; Metazoa; Nematoda; Enoplea; Dioctophymatida; Soboliphymatidae.